This is a messenger RNA of Haliotis rubra (blacklip abalone), 478 nucleotides long. Its product is annotated as von Willebrand factor C domain-containing protein 2-like. Gene Ontology annotation, biological process: negative regulation of BMP signaling pathway. Lineage: Eukaryota; Metazoa; Mollusca; Gastropoda; Lepetellida; Haliotidae. The transcript is spliced from 2 exons. The coding region runs from base 37 to 441 and encodes 134 amino acids. Gene Ontology annotation, molecular function: protein binding. Gene Ontology annotation, cellular component: AMPA glutamate receptor complex. The record is from RefSeq and is a predicted model, not a curated record.
GAACGUCUCAACAUUAUUGCUCACAUCUCGUUCACAAUGAUCGGAACAGUCGUGUCGUCUGCCAUAUUCCUGGCUCUUGUUGUGUACUCCGAGUCUGCAUCACUUCCGGUGGUUGCAGCUGCAGUUGACAAAUGCGUGUAUCAAAACAAGACUUACAUGGUUGGUGAAAAGACAGACGAUCCGUGCACGCCCUGCUUAUGCGAGCAAACCGGCCGCAUGGCUUGCCUGCAGAUUGACUGUAGGUACGCUCCCUGCGUCGACGCCGUUCAGAAACCGGGAAAUUGCUGUCCGUCUUGUCCAAACGGAAUGAACUGCAAGUACGGCGAUCACAUCAUCAAGGAGGGAGACGUGUACAAACCUGACGCAAACACCGUGUGUAAAUGCAACAAGCAAAUAUUCGAUUUCAACGAUCUGAAGGCUGUGUGUAUCAAGUCGGUCUAGUCUGUCUCUAAUACCUCAGAAAUAAAUCUUCUAAACU